UGCAUGGCAAGGCAAAUCUUUUAUAUAUAUAUAUAUAUAUAAAUAAACAGGGCAGACCUUGGAUUGGAGACACGGGCAUCUGAGAAAACUAGAGGGUUCUUCACAAAAACACCUAGCUUUUGAUAAACAAUUUCUCUGGAGCCAAGCCAUAAGGGAAUCUGAGAUUAAGCAGCAUUUGGCAACAAAUCAAGAGAUGGAAGACAAUUCUGAAUCCAUUGCUAAGGAACAAGAAAGGGUGGAAAAGGAGGAAGUCCAUGUCCAAGUGAAGAACAAGGUUAAAGAACCAAAUAAAGAGAAGGAAGAGAAGGAGGAGAUGGAGCUUGAAUUGAAGAAAAAAUCAGUGGUGAAAGAAAAUCCGAAACAUAAAGAAGGCAAGGAGGGAAAACAUAAAGAGAAAGAUGGGGAGAAAGGGAAGGGGAAAGAGACAGAGAAAAAGGAAAAAGAAAGCAAGGAGAAGGAAGAGGUCAAAGAGAAAAAGAAAAAGGAUGAAGGUGAAAAGCAUGGAAGGAAAGAGAAAGAUGGGGCUAAGAAGAAGGAAAAAGAGGUCGAGGAUGCUGUGGGUGAACAGCGGGAGGAUAGUGAAAUAGCUGGGAAAAUGAAGGAAAAAGGAGAUAAAAAUAAGGAGAAAAAAGAAAAGAAAGACAAGGAAAAAGAGAAGAAGAAGAAGAAAGAGAAAGUUGGUAAGUCAGAGGAAGAAGAGAAUAAAGAGGAGAAAAAAAUAAAAGAUGAAAAAGAGAAGAAAGAGGAUAACAAGGACUCGAAGGCAGAAAAAGAUCAGAAAGAAAGCAAAGAUGAAGAAGUGAGUGUCAAGGAAGAGGAAACACACAAAGAGAAAGGUGAAGAAGGGAAGAAGAAAGGGAAAGUGAAGAAGGAGAAAGAGAAGAAGGUCAAAGACAAAGAAGAGAAGACAGAAGUAGAGAAGGAGAAGGGAAAAGAAGAUGAGAAAGUAGAGAAAAAGAAGAAAACAAAAGACAAGGAGAAGAAAGAGAAGAAGCAUAGUGAUGAAGUGGAUGAAGAGAAGUGCAAAGGUGAGGUUACCACAAGGGAGGUAGAGAUAGAAGGAAGUGUUAAUGAUUUAGAUCAGGAAGAGAAGAAGCCAAAAGAAGAGGAAGAAGAAAAGGUGAAGGAGGGUAAGGAGAAGAAGAAAGAAAAAGAAAAAGGCAAGGAAAAGAGUGUGGAGAAGAAGAGAAAACUUGAGGGGAAGGAGAAGGGCAAGGAUGUCGGGAAACUACAGCAGAAGUUGGAUAAGAUCAAUGCCAAAAUAGAAGCUCUCAUGGAGGAAAAGGCAGACAUCAUGAGGCAAAUGAAGGAACCAGGGGAGGAGACUCAUGUCUCCACAUAGAGGCCCAAAGAUACAGCAGUGGUUGCAGCUGCUGUGGCAUACAACUGUUUUGUAGAAUGCUUUGUUCCUUACUUUUUUUUUUUUUUUUUUGAGUACAUGGUUCUAUGUGGUGAAUAAAUGUGGUACUACCUCAGGUUGAAUAAAGUGUUUCUUAUUUUGGCUUUAA
Molecule: messenger RNA, 1508 nt
Organism: Vitis vinifera (wine grape)
Lineage: Eukaryota; Viridiplantae; Streptophyta; Magnoliopsida; Vitales; Vitaceae
Product: vicilin-like seed storage protein At2g18540
Exons: 2
Coding region: 194-1342 (382 amino acids)
Source: RefSeq, a predicted model, not a curated record